AUGGCUUCUGUUCGGUUGUCCAGGUCUCAGAGAUUCUUCAAGAACUUAUCUCUGGUCCUCCUGAGUGGAUCCGUCCCUCUGCUCCUGUGGGCCGCUCUCAGACGCCCGCCGGGCUCUGACAGGAGUCCUCUCCCCGUUCUGGACCUCCUGCCCCCGGACUACGCUGCCGACUUGCCGGCCUGCUCAGCCAUCAUCCAGGGAGACCUGGAGGGUCUGGAGAGGAAGCAGCUCAGCGUCCUGCUGAAGACCAUGAAGAAACAGCAGCUGCUGUCAGAGGCCUUCUACCACAACGUGACUCAGGACUGUCAGAGGUACGUCACAGAAAGAGAGUUCAUCACCGUUCCUCUCAGUCAGGAGGAGAAGGAGUUCCCCAUCGCCUACUCCAUGGUCAUCCACGACAAGAUUGAGAUGUUUGAGCGGCUUCUGCGUGCCCUGUACACUCCUCAGAACGUGUACUGCGUCCACAUCGACCAGAAGUCCUCGGAGGCCUUCAGGACGGCAGUGAGGGCUAUCGUGUCCUGUCUGACUAAUGUGUUUGUGGCCAGUAAGUUAGAGAGUGUAGUAUACGCCUCCUGGUCCAGAGUGCAGGCCGAUCUGAACUGUAUGGAGGAUCUCCUGAAGUCACCUGUCCAGUGGAGGUACCUGAUCAACACCUGUGGAACAGACUUCCCCAUUAAGACCAACGCUGAGAUGGUUCAGGCCCUCAAGCUGCAGAACGGGAGGAACAGCAUGGAGUCAGAGACCACCGACGACUAUAAAAACAGCAGAUGGCAGUUUCACCACAAAAUCACCAGCAACAUGGUGGUCAAGACGAACGUUAGGAAGAGCCCUCCUCCAAUCAGCACCCCCAUGUUUUCUGGCAACGCCUAUUUCCUGGUGUCCAGGGCCUUUGUUCGUCACGUGAUGAAGUCUCAGGAGGUCCGGGCGCUGUUGGAGUGGGAGAAGGACACCUAUAGUCCUGAUGAACACCUGUGGGCCACCCUGCAGCGCAUGCCCUCUGUGCCAGGCUCUAACCCUCCGCACAUCAAGUACCAUGAAUCAGACAUGAACGCCAUUGCGCGCAUUGUGAAGUGGCGUUCCCUGGAAGGAGAUGUGAGGAACGGAGCCCCAUAUCCACCCUGCUCGGGUGUCUACAGGAGGUCCAUUUGUGUCUACGGGGCUGGAGAUCUCAGGUGGCUCCUACAACAUCACCACCUCAUCGCUAACAAGUUUGACCCUGAGGUGGAUGAUGUGGCUAUCAGGUGUCUGGAGUCGUACCUGCGCUUCAAAGCCACAGACCGUGUUUCACGAAGGACAGUGGAAUCUGAGAGGAUCUUACAAAAACAAUGAAAUGUUAA
This is a messenger RNA of Oncorhynchus mykiss (rainbow trout), 1337 nucleotides long. Its product is annotated as beta-1,3-galactosyl-O-glycosyl-glycoprotein beta-1,6-N-acetylglucosaminyltransferase 3-like. NCBI's taxonomy places the organism in Eukaryota, Metazoa, Chordata, Actinopteri, Salmoniformes, Salmonidae. Gene Ontology annotation, cellular component: membrane. Gene Ontology annotation, molecular function: acetylglucosaminyltransferase activity. The record is from RefSeq and is a predicted model, not a curated record.